Drechmeria coniospora is the source of this 420-nucleotide messenger RNA. RefSeq lists its product as uncharacterized. The record is from RefSeq and is a predicted model, not a curated record. The coding region runs from base 1 to 420 and encodes 139 amino acids. The transcript is spliced from 2 exons. NCBI's taxonomy places the organism in Eukaryota, Fungi, Ascomycota, Sordariomycetes, Hypocreales, Ophiocordycipitaceae.
AUGAGCAUGGCCCGUAAUGAAUCGUGCCCUUUAUGGGCUUACUGUGCCUUUGGGCCCGCCGUCGAUCGAUGUGCUCGCCAUUUCGAUUUCGCCCUCUCGUUCGAAGACGCCGUUCUUUCCGCCAUCCCCUCCUCUGUUUUGGACGCCUUGGCCAUUUCGACACUAUUCUCGACAUCGUCCGCGCCGCGUCAAGUGUCAGGAAGUAUCUUGCGAGCGGUAAAGUUGUUCCCUAUCGUCGCUUUGCUGGGCUGCACCGUCGCUCUGACCGCCCUUUGGGCCUUAGGCAGCGGUACCGACCAGAACAAGUGGCUUUCCCUGGCCGACAGCCUCAUGACCAUCCUCGACUUCUUCGCUCUUGCCGCCCCGUCCCUCUUGGAACACGGCAAAUCGGCCGCGACUUCUUUUGUCUUGGGCCUCUAA